Molecule: messenger RNA, 2887 nt
Organism: Rana temporaria (common frog)
Lineage: Eukaryota; Metazoa; Chordata; Amphibia; Anura; Ranidae
Product: extracellular calcium-sensing receptor-like
Exons: 6
Coding region: 251-2830 (859 amino acids)
Biological process (GO): G protein-coupled receptor signaling pathway
Cellular component (GO): membrane
Molecular function (GO): G protein-coupled receptor activity
Source: RefSeq, a predicted model, not a curated record
UAGCUAUUUGUCAGCCAGCAUACCAAUAGACUUCAUCUGAAGCUGGCUGCACACUUAAAACUGCCAGAAAAAUAUUUAUGUCAGUUCAGCCUCAAGACAAAAGAUUUAUGCUUCUGAGCACAGACACAAAGUGUGAGAGGGUGUCACUCACUUAGCUGCAGAACAGCUUCUCUCUAUAAUAAGGAAAGGGGGUGGAAUUUUUUUUUUUUUAUUAUUUUAUUUUAUCUUGUUUGUUUCUGACAGGUUUAUAAUGGGACUAUGGCUUGGGAUGGUAACAAUGGCUGCUCUUUUGUGUCGUGUGGGGGUCCGGUCUUCUGGCUGUCUCUUGUCUUCCUCUUCCAUGUUAAAUUAUACUGAAGAAGGUCACAUCUUAUUAGGAAUGAUUGGCCCUGUAAAUUCAGUUUCCACUAAGUCUGUCAUUACCUUCACUGCUGAGCCGCCUCCUUAUACCUGUGACUCGUUCAAGAGAGACCAGUACAAGUCCAUUCUUGCUUUGCUUUUUGCAACAAAGGAGAUUAAUCAAAAUAAUUUCCUGCCGAAUAUUACCCUGGGAUUCUACAUGUAUGAUUCCUGUUUCUCUGAGGCAACUUCUCUUAAGUCAACACUGCAAGUUGUGACAGGAGGUGGGAAUCCUGUACCUAACUACAAGUGUGGCCUCCUACGUAGGGUGCCUGCUAUCAUUGGGGAUCCCUUAUCUAGCUCUAUUGUGUCCAUGUCAAGGGUGCUUGGACUGUGGAGGAUACCACAGGUGAGCUAUGCUGCGACUCUUCCAAAUCUGAGCAACAAACAAGAGUUUCCAUCUUUCUUGAGGACAACAGUCAGUGUAAACAGUCAACCACAGGCCCUCAUUGACUUGUGUCAUACAUUUGGGUGGACUUGGAUAGGUAUACUUAUUUCUUCAACAGACUAUGGUACACAAGGUGGGGUCUCCCUUAAAAAAGAGGCUGCUAAGAAUGAGGUUUGUAUCGCCUUUUAUGAAACCAUUGCCUUGGAUUCCAGCACAAAAAGGAUGCCAAAAAUUAUAGAGAAUGUUCGAAAGUCAACAGCCUCAGCAGUAUUUCUAUUUGUCUCUCCUCCAGAGGCCAAUGCUAUAUUUAUCGAGGUUCUUCUUCAAAACGUUACUGGAAAAGUGUGGGUUGGCAUCGAAGCCUGGUUCACAUCCCCUGUAUUUUUGCAGACUGAUUUUUGGAACAUACUAAACAAUACUAUCGGGAUAGCAAAAAGCAGAAAGAUUCUACCACAAUUUUCAGACUUUCUCCAAAACCUUAAUCCAUCUGUUUAUCCUAGAAUGUUGUCUAUCCAACAGUUCUGGGAGAGGACUUUUAACUGUAAAUGGCCCCUGUAUAACAGCAGUUUAUCUAAUGCAGGCUCCAGCACAGGAGCUUGUACUGGUUUUGAGAAGAUAGUAACUGAUGACAUCACAGAACUCAAUGACCCAACCUCCCAGGUUGUGUACAUGGCCCACAGUGCCCUCUAUGUGGUUGCACAUGCUCUCCAAACAUUGCUAUCCUGUAAGCCUGGAGAAGGUCCUUUCAGUGGAAAAUCUUGUGCUGACAAGCAAGCUAUCCAGCCUUGGCAGCUUUUGCAUUACAUGAAGAAAGUUCAUUUUGUUAACACUGCAGGAGAGGAGGUGUCAUUUGAUGCUAAAGGAGAUAUCCACGGGUACUUUGACAUCUUGAACUGGAAACUGAUUGGAAACAAAGCUCAAUAUAUACAAGUUGGAACCUACAAUGAGUACGUUAGCAGCGGCCCAAAACUUUUCAUUAACACCACUGCCAUCCGGUGGCCAGGUGGACUAAGAAAGGUGCCACGUUCUGUGUGCAGUGAUGACUGUCCACCUGGCUACAGGAAGGCACCACAGAGAGGACAACCUGUUUGCUGCUUUGACUGCGUGCCAUGUCCAGAAGGUAUGAUUUCCAAUGAGACAAAUUCGGUUAACUGUCAAGCAUGUCCAGGAGACGAGUGGCCAAACAGCAGAAGAAACAAAUGUGUUGCUAAAGUCAUUGAAUUCCUCUCUUAUGAGGAACCACUUGGUCUAGUGAUGACUUUAUUCUCUGUCUUGUUCUUUGUCAUCACUGUGAUGGUGCUGUGCAUAUUUCUUAUUUUUCGGAACACAGCCAUGGUAAAAGCCAACAAUAGGAACCUCGGCUAUCUUCUCCUUUUGUCCCUAAAGUUUUGCUUUCUUUGCUCACUGAUGUUCAUUGGCUACCCCACCAGACUGAAUUGUACUGUCAGACAAUCUCUUUUUGGAAUCACAUUCUCAUUUUGUGUUUCUUGUAUCCUGGCAAAAACGAUCAUAGUUGUCAUCGCCUUUAAAGCCACCAAACCGGGGAGCAAUCUGAGGGUGUGGGUCGGUUUCAAGACAGCCAUCUUUGUUGUUACUAUCUCCACCUCCUUCCAGAUGGUCAUUAUUUUGGUAUGGAUGGCAAAAUUUCCACCUUUCCUGGAACAUAAUCACCAAGUCUUGGUUGGUACCAUCCUUGUAGAAUGUAAUGAGGGUUCAGUAGUUAUGUUUUACUGCACAAUAGGGUAUUUGGGUGUCUUGGCUGCCAUAAGUUUUGUGGUUGCUUUCCUAGCCAGGAACUUACCAGACAGCUUUAAUGAAGCGAAAUACAUUACUUUCAGCAUGUUCACCUUCCUGAGUGUUUGGUCAACUUUUAUUCCAGCUUAUCUUAGCACAAAGGGUAAAUAUAUUGUUGCAGUUGAGAUUUUUGCCAUUUUGUUGUCAAGUCUUGGACUUUUGUGUUGUAUAUUUGCUCCAAAAUGUUAUAUAAUGCUUUUAAAACCUAUGAUGAAUACAAGAGGGUAUUUAAUGUCUAAAAACAAUUAAAAUUUGAACAUGCUUUGACACUAGAACUGAUCAUCUUUUUAUUUCAUAUUUUGUAGC